Messenger RNA from Lolium perenne, 662 nucleotides. Its product is annotated as calcium-binding protein KIC-like. The record is from RefSeq and is a predicted model, not a curated record. Gene Ontology annotation, molecular function: calcium ion binding. NCBI's taxonomy places the organism in Eukaryota, Viridiplantae, Streptophyta, Magnoliopsida, Poales, Poaceae.
CACAGACCAACAAUCCACCAUCCAUCACACCUCAAGAACAAAGCAACCAACCAACCAACAGCACAGCAAGAACUACACAACAAUCCACUCACACCGAUCUUCUAUCCAACCAUGGCAUCGCAGCCCCAGCAAUCGCAGUCGGUUGGGUUCGAGGACUACCUGCCGGUGAUGGCGGAGCGGCUGGGCGAGGAGGGCCUGAUGCAGGAGCUGGCCUCCGGGUUCCGGCUGCUGCAGGACCCCGCCCUGGGCCUCAUCACCUUCGCCAGCCUCCGCCGCAACGCGCCGCUGCUCGGGCUGGGCGGCAUGUCCGACGAUGACCUCCGCGGGAUGCUCGCCGAGGGCGACUUCGACGGCGACGGCGCCCUGAGCGAGAUGGAGUUCUGCGUCCUCAUGGUCAGGCUCAGCCCCGAGCUCAUGGACGAGCCACGCAGGUGGCUCGACGACGCCGUCGCGCAGGCGUCGCAGUUCCUCUUCACCAGCUAGAGAUUUCUCUUUUUUUAGUACUACGAUUCUUCUGUCCGUUGUUCAUAGUCAGGAUUUAUUGAAGAAGGCAGGCAGGCACUGUCGAUUGGAUCACGGUUUUCCACUUGUACUCUCCCCGGUCGUUCCCCGCGGGAAAUAUCUCUAUGAUUUAAUCGACAUAAGCUUGUGCGGUUUCACUA